Molecule: messenger RNA, 3435 nt
Organism: Nicrophorus vespilloides
Lineage: Eukaryota; Metazoa; Arthropoda; Insecta; Coleoptera; Silphidae
Product: zinc finger protein 84-like
Exons: 7
Coding region: 490-2976 (828 amino acids)
Biological process (GO): regulation of transcription by RNA polymerase II
Cellular component (GO): chromosome
Molecular function (GO): chromatin insulator sequence binding
Source: RefSeq, a predicted model, not a curated record
GGUAAUGGAACAAAACAUAGAAAAUCUUUAGUUUUAGUUCUUCACAACGGACAUAUACAUUUAUUUAUAUACAGAUGUGUAAGUUAAGUGUCAGGCCAAAAGCUUCAGGGAAUAAACCUUGGGAAUUGUUAUCCAACAAUGGAACGCCGCCGAGGGGACGGGAAUGUUCACAUUGCCGUUUAUGUAAGGAGUUACGGUCAAUAGCCCUUCCGUCCUAGGAUGCUCUCACAGAGCUGUACCCCAUUUCGAAGUAAUUGAAAAGGUUUCCAAUUCGUUAAAAAAAAACCUCUUCACCGAUUGAACAAUCAGCGCAUGUACUCUGGUAAUGUCUUAUGUAUCACUCGUAGAAUGCUGUGAUUGUGAAGGGACUUAAAACGGAAAAAACCAACCCCUGCGGAAUGCGCUGAUCGGACGGCGGUGGAUUUAAACAAAUUAAAAUGAUCAUACGGAAUUAGGAAUUAGCGACCCGUCCGAAGUCCCAUUCCGAAAAUGGAAGUGGCAAUGCCUACGAUGUCGGGCAACGCUAUAGACUGUUACGAGGACAUGUUCAAGGAGAUCACCAGGAAGCUGUACGGUGAAGAUGGCUUGCCCGACCUCCCGCAAACCGAUCGGAAUCACCAGGCGGCCCAAGAUCGGGGUCUCACGCCAAUCGAUUACGACGUAGACACGCCGAUCCUGAAGCCCGAGGAACAUCUGACUGCAUUCGGACUAGCCGCACUCAUGCAGAACGGUUUCCCUUCGCCCUUCCAGCAGCACAAGCCCAAUCCAAACUUCGAGGACAAAUGGAUAAUAAGCGAGGACAACAUCCCCUGGACGCAAUCGAAAAUAGCUAGUUACAAUCCGGCACAGAAGCUGUUCCGAUGCGCGGAAUGCGACUGUGUCGGUUACCUUCCCCGAGUAGCAGAACACUGGCUUGGCACGCACUCCAACCUGAGGGUCUUCCAGUGUCCGCAAUGCCCCUACGAGAGCGCGUGGGCCAGAUGCGUCCGCAUGCAUCUUACCCGACAACACAACAUCAACACCGAGGAGGCCACGGACGCGCUUCUCAAGAACAAUCCUGUCCUUCAAGAAGUCACACGGUUCCUGCAAAGACUGAAAACUAGAUUAGAGAGCAGCUGUUCGAAACCGCCAGCGGCGAACAUAGAUGACUUUCAGAAUAUUAACGCUAACCGACAGGUGCAGCAAACCAUAACAAAUCAGCAGGAAACUCCCAACGCCUCUGGUAGCAAACGGUAUAGCUGUAGCUACUGCCCGUACGCCACUGAUAGACGAGACUUGUUCACUAGGCACGAGAACAUCCACAGAGAGGAGAAGCCUUUCCAAUGUUAUGUUUGCCAGAAACAGUUCAACCGAGCAGAUCACGUGAAAAAGCACUUCCUUCGGAUGCACCGCGAACACGUCUACGAUCUUAACAGGAUACGUCGUCACCCACCGAAGAACGCUUCCGGAAUGUCUUACUAUCAGAAGUAUAACAAUAACACAACCGAAGAGCAGCCCGAAGCGAACAUAAAUAAUUGCAUCAACAAUGCGAUCACAAUUCCAAAUGGGUUCAACAACAUAUCGCGAACUCUACCGAACAACCGCAAUAAUGUUGAAAUGAAACCUAAGAGCUCCAAAGUUGGUUCGAAGAAGAAGGGAGAGAAGCGUUUCAGUUGCUGCUACUGCUCUUGGUCAGGUGUCGAUAACUGGUGUCUGAAAAGGCACAUGAAUACACACCUGAAGCCAUUCGUAUGCGGUUUGUGUGACUACAAAGCCGCGAGAUCAGAGCGCUUGGCCACGCACGUGUUGAAGGUGCACAACAAACGUGCCUGUAGCAAAUGCACGUUCCUUGCAGACGAUCAACAACAGCUAACGGCUCAUCAGCAGGAGCAGCACCCUUUGGAGCAAAGGAACAAUAGGACGUCGUCCGCUGCGAGCAACGUGCUGAGGAACACGAGCUUCGCAAAUACAGCCGUGACGAGUUCAGGUAUAAACUUUGGGCAAAGUCAGCCGCCCUUAAAAAAUUCCGAUAUAACAGCAGCAGCCGCGCUGCUUCAGGGAAAUCGGCUUCUGCAGCCGGUGGAAUCGAAGCAGUGGAAGCCGCACAUACCAAAGCAACACGGGGCGGCGCGCCUCUUCAACUACAUGGAGGCCAGCGAUGGAUCUGAUCCGGACUGUGAUAGUAGUUGCGGUGCAGAGGACAUGAGUCGUCUAAGUCACAGGGUCCAGUCGGAUUUUCUUGAAGCGGGGGAUGUAGGUAGCUGCACUCCAGACGAAGAAACCGGGGAAAUGGAACUUCCGCUCUUCGUCUGCCAGACUUGUGGAUGCGAGUUCGAGGACGACGGUUCAUUGGAAACGCAUCAGCUGACACACAAAUCCAGCACCACAUCUCCCGCUAAAAAACAAAAAGAAAAUGUCAACCCUAGACAUAGGUACCAGUGUAAAUACUGCAGUAUGACCUUCACUAGUCAGGUGGCCGUGAUCGGUCACAUGACCGGCCAUUCGACUCUCAAUCAGGAAGCUCGUCGGUCGCGCAAACAGAUGUUGCCGAAGAGAAUCUCCAACGGUAAUACCAAGAAGCCUACGAUCAAAUCGAAAGCCUCCAAAAAGCUGUACUAUUGCUUCAAGUGCAAAGGCAAGAGCAUCCACCGAUUCAACAGCGAGAGUAACCUAAUACUGCACAACUACUGGAUGCACUCUAAGAAGAACGAGUUCCCCUGUGAGCAUUGCGAACUUAAGUUCGAGCACCGUUACCAGAUGAUCCUGCAUUCGAGCAAGGAGCACGUCGAGAAGAAGACCAAGGAUACGGCACCUGUUGCUGCGGAAGAUCCGCACUUCAUGCACACCAACCUGGCCCUACCUGCGGCACCCGCUGUACCUGACAUAACAAACGCAUCAGCCAGUGUGCAUAAGCUGGGUAUGUACUUCGACCACUCCUUCAACACUGGCCUCAAUGGACACAUGCCUCUUAUAAUACCCACAUUUCCUCCCAACUAACGUUUUAUAAUAUAUUUUAGUAUAUUAGCCAUAUUUGUAAAAGGUAUAUAUACCAUAGAUAUCCGAAGAUAUAUUUUAAUAACUUCUUGUAGAUUAUAUAUUUAAUACAUAUAUUAUAUAUAUAUUUAAGAACGUUCCCAGCAUUCGACGAACGCGCAUAACACAAAUAUAAAAAUCCCAUUUAAGUUUCUUAUUUGAUAUAUUAGUUGUAAUCUAAUUCAGCGAAUCUAGUCAUGGAUAUGCCCAUCUUUAUUUUUCAAAUUUUCUUAUUUCAAAUUGUACAGUUUACUAUCGAAUGCGGGGAGCAGACUGCGAAUGAAACGAAUAUUAAACCUCUUCAAGCUAAAAUAUAUUUUUGAGAUAUUUAGGACUCAUCAAUGAAGAGAUUCAAUAUUUACUCUAACAAAAAAAAGAUAAAUAAAGAAAACUUAACAGAACAACAAAAACAAAACAAAGAUA